CUGAGCACCUUGAGCCUGCAGCACCUUGACAGACUCGACCAACCUCCUUUUUUUUAAACAAUAAUAAUAAAUAAGAGAAGAAAGAGACGAUGUAUUGCUUACAGUGGCUCCUCCCCGUGCUCCUCAUCCCCAAACCGUUGAACCCGGCGCUCUGGUUCAACCACUCCAUGUUCAUGGGCUUCUACCUGCUCAGCUUCCUGUUGGAGAGGAAGCCCUGCACCAUCUGUGCCUUGGUCUUCCUCGCCGCGCUCUUCCUCAUCUGCUACAGCUGCUGGGGCAACUGCUUCCUGUACCACUGCCAGGACGCAUCGCUGCCGGACGCGGCCCACGACCCGGCCAUCGUCGGGACCUAGGAGACCACGAUGAGGAAGGGAGGGAGGAAGAGUAGAAGAAGAAGAAGGAGAGGAAGAGGAGGAGGAAGUGGGAGUAUUACUGUAGAGUGAGAACUGCCAUGCCGGAGGAAAAGAGGAUGGGUUUUUUCCCCCGAGGGAGGAGGAGCGGUGAAAAAGACUGCUGGAAGAGAAAGAGAGGAUUACUGAAAAAAGGAGGAAGAGGAGGAAAAGGAGGAAGAGGAGGAGGAGACUGUGUUGCCAUGCUGUAAAGACAGAGACUUGAAUUUAAGGUGGUAAAAAGAGGAGGAGGAGGAAGAAGAGGAGAUUUUCAUUUAGCAGAGGAGGAGGAAGAAGAGGAGGAGACUUUCAUUUAGCAGAGAGAAGGAAGAGGAGGAGGAGAAGAGGAGGAAGGGGGGUCAUGUGACGUGUGUGUGAACUCAGCAACUUUCCAGCAUUUUCAAAACAGGAUGAAAAAGUAGAUGAUAAAUAUAAAAAAUAAAAAAAAUAAAAAAAAACCCAUAAAAAAAUAAUUAAAUGAAGAACACGAGACGUCAUUUUAAAAAGUGACUCAAUGAGUAUUUUUCGUCUACUUACUUCCGACUUAACGACAUUUCGACUCCGUUAAAAUCUGCGUGGAAAAACUUCCGAAAACUUGACCUUGAACUUCACCUCCUCUGGGGGG
Scomber japonicus (chub mackerel) is the source of this 1014-nucleotide messenger RNA. It is a transcript of the gene blcap, whose product is annotated as bladder cancer associated protein. The record is from RefSeq and is a predicted model, not a curated record. NCBI's taxonomy places the organism in Eukaryota, Metazoa, Chordata, Actinopteri, Scombriformes, Scombridae. The transcript has a single exon. Bases 90 to 353 code for a protein of 87 amino acids.